Messenger RNA from Clunio marinus, 333 nucleotides. The record is from the annotation of a GenBank genome assembly. Lineage: Eukaryota; Metazoa; Arthropoda; Insecta; Diptera; Chironomidae.
AUGUUACAACAAAAAGCUAUGCUAUUAACUUUUGAUUUAAUCGCAACACUUGGCGUCACACUUUUCAUACCAAAGUCAUAUUGUUUCCUCAACUUGACUUGGAAGAUGAAAAAUUGUUUACAAAUUGAACAGAUGAAGUCAUCAAUUGAAAAAAUGGUGAAAGAUUUAAGGAAGUUGAAAGCAGCAUGGAAAAGUGGAGGUUUCAACAGCAUUCAAGAAACAUUUCUAGGUAAAUGGGAAUUCUUGAUGUUUUUUAUAAAGUUAAAAACUGUGAAAAAUUUUGUACGAGUUACUAAGCGACGCUCUUCACCUCAACCAUGUGAAAGAUGUUGA